Messenger RNA from Spathaspora passalidarum NRRL Y-27907, 1008 nucleotides. RefSeq names its product Sgt2p (gene SGT2). Bases 1 to 1008 code for a protein of 335 amino acids. The transcript has a single exon. NCBI's taxonomy places the organism in Eukaryota, Fungi, Ascomycota, Pichiomycetes, Serinales, Debaryomycetaceae. Gene Ontology annotation, molecular function: molecular adaptor activity; protein binding. Gene Ontology annotation, cellular component: membrane; TRC complex. Gene Ontology annotation, biological process: post-translational protein targeting to endoplasmic reticulum membrane. The record is from RefSeq and is a predicted model, not a curated record.
AUGAGCACUAUUAGUAAUAAAGACAUCGCAUUGUCUAUAAUCGACUUUUUAAAGCAAUCUAUCACCAACAAGGAAAUUUCAGAAGAUUAUGUUGAAUCAAUGGAUGUUGCUAUUGACUGUAUUGCUGAUGCAUAUGAAGUUAACAAGGAUGAUUCCAGCAAUAUCUCCGCAAAGUUCAACGGUAAGUCUUUAUCUGAGUUGAUUCAAGCCGGUUCCGCUUCCACUGGUGCUACUGAAGCUUCUACCAAGGAAGAACCAAAGGUUGUUAACGAAGAAACCAAAGCUAAGGCAAAUGAAUUGAAGGUUGAAGGUAACAAAGCCAUGGCUGCUCGUGAUUUCCAAACCGCCAUUGACAAAUACACCAAAGCCAUUGAAUUAGAUCCAAAGAACGAAAUUUUCCUUUCCAACAGAGCCGCAGCUUAUUCCUCCAAUUUACAACACGCCAAGGCUGUAGCUGAUGCUGAAAAGGCCAUUGAAAUCAACCCAAAGUUCUCCAAGGCUUAUUCUAGAUUAGGUUUAGCUAGAUAUGCUCUUGGUGAUGCCAAGGGAUCCAUGGAAGCUUAUGAAAAGGGAUUAGCUAUUGAAGGCGAUGACAAAUCUGCUGCUAUGACCAAGGGUUACGAAACUGCCAAGAAGAGAUACCAAGAAGAACAAAGCUCAGUUGAAUCAACCAGAGAAACUUCCACUGAUGCUGGUUCUAGUGCUGGUGCCGGUGCUGGUGCCGGUGGAUUGCCAGAUUUCGGAUCCAUGUUUGGUGGAGCCGGUGCUGGUGGUAUGCCAUCAUUAGGUGAUAUGAUGAACAAUCCACAAAUUAUGCAAGCAGCUCAAGAAAUGAUGUCCAAUCCUGAUGCUAUGAGAAAUUUGUUUAAUAACCCUGCUGUUAGAUCAAUGGCUGAAUCAAUGGGUUUAGGUGGUGAAAAUGGUCCUGAUUUAUCUAAUAUCAUGAACAAUCCAAUGCUUAAUCAAUUCAUGGGUGGUAAUAGAAAUAAUGACGAAUCAGGUAAUUAA